GACGCGACGUCACUUGACCGCCGCAGAAUGACGGAGCCCAACAGAGAGAAGAUGGCGGCGGCUGCAGGAGAAGGGCAGGAUAACGAAUUGGACGAGCUGCUUGACAGCGCGCUUGAUGAUUUUGACAAGCCCCCUGCAGUGCCACCUAGCAGCGAGGGGGUCUCCGACGCGACGCCAUCUGCGGGAGACGACGACAAACGCCCCUCUCUGUUUGAAGACCAGCAGUUCUUCGAGGCGCUCUUCGAGGGAGAGUUAGCCAAUCAGGCGCGAGACGAGUUUGACAAGGCCAUGAAGGAGCUGGCUCAGGAGGAGCCGCAGCUGGUGGAGCAGUUCCAGCGACUCUCCGAGGCAGCCGGCAAAGUUGGAAGUGAUGUGUCUUCUCAGCUGCAGUUCACUCACUGUCUGAAGGACACUCUCAGCGGCUUGGCUAAAAACGCCGACGACUUGCAGAGCUCCGGAUUGGCCGACGAGGACCUGGCCCUGGACCGGCUGCAUGCGGCUUCCGGAGGGGAAGGGGGCGGGGAAGACGCCAACAUUCUACCCAUCAUGCAGUCCAUCAUGCAGAAUCUGCUCUCUAAAGAAGUGCUGUACCCAUCUCUGAAAGAGAUCACAGAGAAGUACCCUGAUUGGCUGAGCUGUCACCGGGAGUCCCUCCCCCCGGGCGAGUUCCAGCGUUUCGAGGAGCAGCACAGGCUCAUGGGAGAAAUCUGCCGUCAGUUUGAGAGUGAGGGGGGGGAGCAGUCUCAAUUCGAGAGCGUCCUGGACCUCAUGCAGAAGCUUCAGGAUCUCGGGCACCCCCCCAAAGAACUGGCGGGAGAGACGCCCCCCGGCUUGAACUUUGACCUGGAUGGCCUUAAUCUCCCAGGGGUGGGAGGCGGGGAGCAGUGUGCAAUCAUGUGACCACCUCAACCGCCAGCUGAUUGGAGGAAAGCACGGAAAACCCUCGACAGACCAACGGUUUCGAGCGACUUUGUAAAAUAGCUACUGGACACACACAGCCCCUAACCCCUCCCCCAACCACGUCGAAGUGUGACGUUCUGCAGACGGGACAUUUUGAUACUUAAAGAAACGACUACAAAGAUAAUAGAUUAAAAUGAGCAAAUCUAACGUUGAAUGUAAUGAGUUUUUCACUAAGCCUGUCUUAAACUUUUUCUGUGUAUAUGUAUAAAAUAUAAUUUAAGGAAGCAAAGUGGACGUUUUGUUAGCAGCAGAAAAUCUACUACUUCCUUUUGCGAGGAACUGUUUUCAGAUCGUCCCGUGCCUUGCCUGUUGGGCGGUUUGGGAGAGGAGACACAGCGGUUGGAAGGUGUCCCUGAGGCUGCUGGGAGAUGAAUUUUGAAAUGGGGAGGUCUUUCAGAAAUAAAAUAAUGAUGCUGCUGGA
Messenger RNA from Polyodon spathula (Mississippi paddlefish), 1381 nucleotides. RefSeq names its product peroxisomal biogenesis factor 19 (gene pex19). The record is from RefSeq and is a predicted model, not a curated record. The transcript has 9 exons. Lineage: Eukaryota; Metazoa; Chordata; Actinopteri; Acipenseriformes; Polyodontidae. Gene Ontology annotation, biological process: protein import into peroxisome membrane. Bases 28 to 900 code for a protein of 290 amino acids. Gene Ontology annotation, cellular component: peroxisomal membrane; peroxisome.